Messenger RNA from Saxophila tyrrhenica, 996 nucleotides. RefSeq lists its product as uncharacterized. The record is from RefSeq and is a predicted model, not a curated record. NCBI's taxonomy places the organism in Eukaryota, Fungi, Ascomycota, Dothideomycetes, Mycosphaerellales, Extremaceae. The transcript is spliced from 2 exons. Bases 1 to 996 code for a protein of 331 amino acids.
AUGUCUUCCACCACCGCUACCCCAACCGCCAUCCCCGCCUCCACGCCCUCCCUCACCACCCCCCUCACUUUCCCCCCCGACUGCACCGCCCCGUCCGCCUGGUCCAGCACCCGCUGGGCCAACAACCAGAUCGCGUACCAGCUCGACAGCGGCGUGCACCAGUACACGUGCUACCCGCCGCGGUAUUCGAGUCUGCAGUAUGAGGGGAGCGGAUGGUAUAGUCCCGGUGUGUGUCCGGCGAGUUGGGAGUAUGUGGCGACGAGUGUGAUGACGGGGGAUUUGGGGGUGGUGAGGACGGGCGUGGUUUGUUGUCCGGAGGGAAUGCACACCUGGGGCGACAAGUUCAGCUGCACGCAAGUCAUCACCUCCGGCGGCAAGCUUACCUUCUCCGAGACGGGCGACGGCGCGACAGCUUUCGCAAACCCAGUAUCGGUGAUGUGGGAGGAGAAGGAUCUUAGUCUGUUCCAGCCCGCUUCGGCACCUGUUCUGGCACUUUCGAGUAUGGGCGUCACGUUCCCGGCCUCGACGGCAAGCACGAGCUUCCCCUCUCUAAUCCCGUCGUCCACGGGCAAAGGCUUCGGAGGCGCCCCAGCGACAAGCGGAACAGCAGGCGGUACAUCUACCGGGUCAGGCGACAGCUCGAGCAGCGAUUCCGGCCUGGCGACAGGCGCAGCAGCAGGAGUAGGCGUAGGAGCCACCGUCGGCGGUCUCGCGCUCAUAGCAGGCAUCUGGUGGUUAGUGCGCAAGAACUGGAAGGUGAGUCGCAGGGAACCCAGCAUAGAGAAGGGGGCAGGAUAUGAACAAGCGGGCGGGAUGGAUGAAGGGAGUCCGGACGAAGGGUUGGAAGGGAUGCCGCAUUAUGCUCAGCAGCCGGCGGUGAUUGCGGAGGCGCCGAAUGACACCGUCAGGCAUGAGGUCGCGGCGGAUACCUAUCGGGCGGAGCUGGAUGGGGGGUGGUAUGCGAGUGAGGUGGAUGGGGUGAGGAGUCCGAAGUAG